GGCAAAAUGGCUAUGGGGAAGAGAUGGUGAAGUGUAGGUCUUGUGGUUAGGUAAUCGUUUGAUUUUGUUCAAACUCUCCAAUGUUGCGAUCUGUCAGUGGGUGCUUGAGGGUCGCCCUUGGCACCUUCGGGAUAAUCUUGUGUGUUUGCGUAAGUGGGAGCCAGGAAUCAGACCAUUAGAUAUUGAUAAUACUGCAAUUACUGUGUGGGUCAAGUUAUUGAACAUUCCAGCUGAGCUCACAUCUAAGGAAGGGCUUGGUCGAAUAGCAAGUUCUUUAGGCAGGCCUCUGGGGGUGGAUUUACAAACUAGGAAGAGUGCUAAAGUCAGUUGUGGCAAGGUUUGUAUUAAAAUUAAGGCAAUGCAUAAGCAGAUUGAUAAGUUGAGUAUCACUCCUGAUGGGAUGAAUGAGAUGUUGAUUGAUGUUGAAUAUUGUCAUCUUCCCAAAGUUUGUUCUUAGUGUGCUUGUUUUGGCCAUGAUUGUGAUAUUCUUGAGAAUGGGGCUAGAGUUUGGGUAAUGAAGAACCAUGUUACUGGUGAGUUGAAGGAUGGGCCAACAUUACAGAAUCAGAGUCAGGAUCAAGCUGCACCUGAAGUUGCUGAAGCUGUUGAGGCUAUAGUGGACAAAGGGAAAGUUGUGGUGGACACUGAGGGAUCUGAACCUGUAGGGGGAGUACUAAUGCAAAAUGCUACUCCUCCAGUUGAAGUUGAAACUCAUCAAGAUGAGGAUGGAUUCACAGUGUUAGCAGGAAGAAUAAAACGAAAGCAGUUCAAGGGUCUGGGUCAUAUGCAUUGGCGGUAAGCAAAAAUCUUGAUGUUAUUGCUCAAUUAACUCAACCUCGGUCUGUGGUUCGAAGUUUGGUUCCUCUUUCACCUCCAAACGGCAGGGGGAGGGGGUAACACAAAGUUAAAUGAGCAUCCGUAGCGGGAAUAUCAGGAGAUAUAACUCCCCUAAUAAGCACUCUGCUAGCAGGUGAGGAGGUUUAAGGUGGAUAUGGUGGGUUACUUGAAACUAGGGUAAAUAUAACUAAUAGCAGCAAGAUAGUGCUUUCGGUGAUUGGAGUCAUAUGAAUAAUUAUAAUAAGUCUCAAUCAGGGCGUGUUUGGCUUCUCUGGAGGCCUGGUAUUACGGUUACUAGAAUUGAGGAAGGAGAACAUUAUUUGAAGGUUCUAGUUCAGGAGACAGUCCAAGAGAUUCUGAUGUUUGUGUACAGCCAAAAUAAAGACACUGAUCGACUUACUCUUUACAAAGAGUUGUUGAGGCUUAAAGAGGGGCAGCAUUUUGUGUGUUUUUAAUGCCAUAGAUGAUGUACAUAAAGCUUCAAGCUCCCGAGACAUUACUCAGAGUAUGCAGGAUUUUAGAAAAUGGAUUCAGAAAUGGAGUUAGUAGAUCAUAAAGUUACUGGGGGCUGGUAUACAUGGUGGAAUAAGCAGCGCGGGAACCCUAUUGCUCGGAGAAUUGAUCGAAUCCUGGUUUUGGUUGGAGAAAUUUUCUGACAGUUUAGCACGCACUAUCCCUCCCGAUGUCUUUGACCACUGUGGGUUAUUUUUAAACACUUCGUCUAAGCUAGCAACCUUGUCAAAGCCUUUCAAGUAUUCCCAAUUAUGGCAAUCUCAUCCCUCGUACAUUCACAUCAUUAAGGAAUCCUAGCAGUUCCAAGUUAGAGGUUAUCCUCACUAUAUUUUGUAUGGCAAGCUUGGUAAAGUUAAAUCUGGCCUGCACAAGCUAAAUAGGGAAGAGUAUUCAGACAUUUCAGAACAUACUAAAUUAUCUGAGUUGGCUUUGGAAUUGUACAGAUGGAUGUUCUUGAGAAUCCUACUCUUGAGUUGGUUGAGAAAGAGGUAAAGUUGGGGGUUGAAUAUGCUAAUCUUUGACAUGCUGAGGAACAUUUUUAUCGACAAAAGUCUAGGGCAGGUAGGGUUCAACAUGGAGAUUCGACUUCUGAGUUUUUUCAUAAGACGGUGAGAAUCCAAACUCAAAAGCAGCAGAUCACAAGGUUACUUGAUGCUGAGGGUAAGGAGGUAACUGACAUUAAACAAAUGGUUGUUGUAGCAAUGGAUUUCUAUAAAAGUUUGAUUGGUUCUGAGAAUAGUGAAGUCCAAGUGCAGUUGGUUGAGUAUUUUUGCUUUAUUCUGCAGCAUAAAAUUUCAGAGGAGGAUAAAAUUAUGCUUAUGGUUGGUAUCUCACUUGAGGAUAUUCUUCAUGUUUUUAAGCAGAUGCGCAAGGAUAAAGUUCCGGGGCCUGAUGGCUUCCCAGCUAAUUUUUUUCAGAGGCCUAGGAUAUAGUUGGAAGGGAAGUUGAGGAUGUUAUCUUGAGCUUCUUUUCAACUAGUCAUAUGUCGUCAACAAUUAAUUCUACCUUGUUCACACUAGUUGCCAAGUUACCAAAUGUUGUUCGAAUGUCAGGAUUUUGUCUGAUUUCAUGUUGUAACACUAUCUACAAAGGUAUUUCUAAACUCAUUGCUAAUAGAGUUGCUAAGGUGUUGCCCUUAAUUAUUAGUAAGUCCUAGGCUGCUUUUGUGAAGGGUCGAUCGAUUGGGGAAAAUAUUCUUCUAGUCUCCGAGCUAGUUAAGGAUUAUCAUAUAACCAUUUUAUCUUCUAGGUGUGUUGUUAAGAUAGACUUAAUGAAGGCCUUCAAAUUCG
Linum trigynum is the source of this 2639-nucleotide messenger RNA. Lineage: Eukaryota; Viridiplantae; Streptophyta; Magnoliopsida; Malpighiales; Linaceae. The record is from the annotation of a GenBank genome assembly.